AUGUCUGAUAGUUCUGAUAAAGAAGUGAAAAAUCCUCAAGCCUUUGGUGGGGAAGAAACGAAAAGUGAGGGGCGUACCAUUACUGAAGGUGCUAGUAAUGCAAGCAUCGAAUAUGAAGUUAUUGUGGAGGGUUUGGUAGAAGAUGGUAGGGUGGUGGUGGAUAGGGUUGGGGUAGAAAAGCAAUCGGUAAGCUAUAGGGGUGAAGCUUAUAAGGAGAUGCUAAGGAAUUAUGUUACACUACAGGCGAUGGCCAAUCGAGUUCUUGAAAUGCCUCAUACACCUGAAGUGGGGUCAAGCAACCAGGCGGGACCAUCUGGGUCUUGUAAUGUGGUGGUAGCUUCUACGCUAGCUGGAGUGGAUGUUCCAGUGGGGGUUCCACUACCGAAGAGAAACAAGAUGAACUUAUAUGAGUUGGAAGAGCUCAAAACAGAUUUUCUCAGCAAUGUACAAAUAUAG
Molecule: messenger RNA, 456 nt
Organism: Prunus armeniaca (apricot)
Lineage: Eukaryota; Viridiplantae; Streptophyta; Magnoliopsida; Rosales; Rosaceae
Source: the annotation of a GenBank genome assembly